This is a messenger RNA of Parnassius apollo (apollo), 249 nucleotides long. The record is from the annotation of a GenBank genome assembly. NCBI's taxonomy places the organism in Eukaryota, Metazoa, Arthropoda, Insecta, Lepidoptera, Papilionidae.
AUGGAUGCCGUGAAGAAUGCUGCUAGUGAUACGAAGAAUGCCGCAUGCGAUGCGGGAAGUGCUAUCGGCAGCGCGACCUCCAAUGCCGUGAACAACGCGGGCUCUGCUGUCGGCGGGGCUGUGGGCAGCGCGAGCGCUGCUGUCAGCGGGGCUGCACGCGACGCGAGCAACUAUGUCGUUGACUCGGUCACACCUGAGAAGAGCACCAAAGACAAAAUUAUUGAUAGUAUCAAAAGUCUUGGUCAAUAA